Messenger RNA from Anastrepha obliqua, 3954 nucleotides. RefSeq names its product histone-lysine N-methyltransferase PR-Set7 (gene Set8). Bases 425 to 2536 code for a protein of 703 amino acids. The record is from RefSeq and is a predicted model, not a curated record. NCBI's taxonomy places the organism in Eukaryota, Metazoa, Arthropoda, Insecta, Diptera, Tephritidae. Gene Ontology annotation, molecular function: histone H4K20 methyltransferase activity; protein binding. The transcript has 4 exons.
UGUGACGUUAUCUAUUCGUUCACUCUUGCAUAGGUGUUUUCUGAAUGUCUCGCGUCACCAUUUAUCUCUGUCAUGUGGCAUUAUAUUGUCAAAUAACAACAAAGCAUAGUAAUCGAAAGUAGAAGCAGAGGCAGCGAAAAAGCGAAAAAGGUUGGAACAAUUAUUAAGAGAACAUCAGGCUUCAGCUUAAAAAUGUAAUAAAAAAUAUUAAUGAUGAUUAAAUAAUAUUAAAAUAAAAGAUAUUAACUAAUUAAUUUAUGGUGGAAAUAAUAAUUUUAUAACUCCACACACCAAAGUGCUUAUUUAAGGCUGUUUCAAAUUGCAAAACAAGCGUCGUUACUUAAUAAUAGCCAAAAAUACGUGCGGAGAUCGUGUAGGUGCUUAAGCUUCAUUGGAAAUAAUUAAUUUAUAUAUCUGUAAGAAAAUGGUGCGUCGUCGCGCCAUUAAAGCUACCACGCUUGCUGGCGGAGGUGCGCGAAGUACCAACAGUAAUUUGUUGGAAAAUGGGGAACUUAAGGCCACAGUCGGCUGUACACACCUGGAAGAGCAAUAUUUUGCAAGUCCUAAGCGUAAAGAUUGUAAAGUUGAAAACUGCUCUACAGAAGUUUUACCUGGUACAGAACAGAAGAUCGAAAAACAUGUAAAAGUGCACGGAAAAACAAAGUCGUCGUCAUCAGGCGGUGGCAAAGCAAGAAGCGAAAGAGGUGGUAUCACGGGUCGCACUAUUGGUGUGCCUUUGGCAACGCGUUCACAAACACGUACUAUAGAAAAUUUCUACAAAGUUAAAAUUGCUGCCGAUAAUACAAAACUUCAGGAGAGUUGCGAGACAAAAUUAGAAACUACAAACGGCGGCGUGGAUGAAACAUGUUCAUACGAAAACUUGCCCCACUACAACGGUAAUGUACAGCCAUCGACUCCAGUUUCGCCAAAUGAACUUAACGACGAUACAAAUGACACUGAAUAUUCGGCACAAUUAACAGAUGAUGCGGUCUUCGGCAGUGACUUCCUAACACAUCGUUCCCAGUUACGUGAUAGCCACUCUUCAACAGGUAGCGCAUGUACAAAUGCUAGCCACACAGAAAACAUAUUUCUACAAGAGCCUGUGCUAACACUAAAUAUCGACAAAACGCCCAAUCAAGCUUCGUACUUCAAAAUUAGAACGUCACUAGAAGUAGAGCCGAUAUUUUCAUCACCUCCAGCGCUUACGUCUGUAUUGAAUGGGCGUUUCAACCAAAUUGUUACGCUCAAUAUGCCAAACGUUUCGUCGUGUAAGCAUGAUCCAUUCUUCUGUGAGACGGAAAAUAUGGCUUUAGCUGGCAGUCACGAAAACGAUGUGGUAGAGGAGUUAGUGCCAGAACAGGAUAAUGAUAAUGAAAACGAUAAUGACAAUGACAAUGACAACAGCUCAUGCGAUAGUGGCGUUGCUUUCACUACCUCGCUUAAAAGAGAUGUGCUGCUGACAGAACAUAAUGAUAAGAUCGGUGAUCUAGUGGCCGGGGGGCAGACACGUCGAAGGAAACCAGCAACUCCUCAUCGUAUUGUGUGCCCAUCACCAAUCAAGACUAUGCCACAUGUGAUCUCACCAACGCAUGCUGCUAUUGCUACUGGUAGAAUCUCGUCACCGUCAGGGCGGAAACUUAACAAAGAGCAAUUAUCACCCCGAAAAUCUCCCCGGCAGAUGAUGAAUGUUUACUCGAAAUCACGACGAAGACUGAAUCAGCAAAAAGAGUUUAGUGCAUUAAAUGAGGGAGAAGAUUUAACCAAGCUGCUAAAUAAUGGAAUACCUGCAGAAAUGAAUGACAACAAUGUCGCUGAGGCUUUGAAGCAUGAAGUCGGUAAUUAUGAGAACCUUGAAGAAGUCUUCACUACACAACCACAUAAGUGCACUUUGAUUGACGAGAAUAUAAAACAACCACAAAAACCAAUUGCACCCAAAACUCAUGUUGUUAAAACGCAACCGCACAAGUCGAAAUAUCAAAAUGGCUUACCUCUGGCCGCAACAAAUAAUAAUCGCGGUUUAAAAGAAUUCUUUCCUGUUCGUCGUAGUGUACGCAAGACUAAAACUGCCGUCAAGGAGGAAAUGAUGCGCUCAUUAGAAAAGGCUGUAAUAGAAGAGCGAGCCGAGGGACUAAAGGUAGCACACUUUGAAGGUAAGGGUCGCGGGGUCAUAGCCGAUCGGCACUUCGAACGCGGUGAAUUCGUGGUAGAAUAUAUUGGCGAUCUCAUUUCGAUGGCCGAAGCGAGCGAACGCGAGAAGUGUUAUGCAUUGGACGAAAAUGCGGGCUGUUAUAUGUACUACUUCAAACACAAAAAUCAGCAGUAUUGCAUUGAUGCAACCGAAGAUACCGGCAAACUGGGGCGUCUGGUAAAUCAUUCGCGCAAUGGCAAUCUCGUCACAAAAGUCGUUGUAGUGAAGCAACACCCCCACUUGAUUCUCUUAGCAAAAGAUGAUAUUGAGCCGGGCGAAGAGUUGACCUACGACUAUGGUGAUCGCUCGAAGGAAUCACUACUGCAUCAUCCCUGGCUGGCUUUCUAGAAAAAUGAUAGAGGAUUUGAGGAGGCUAAACCAUAUUUAGCAUUAUAUGUGCAAACAAACCAAGUGCUUAACGAUGAAAGUUGUAGCGGCGAGCAAUUAUCUGUCAACAAGGCUAGUUAAAAUUAAUUUUUAAAAAUUACUUUUUGCGUGUUUGACGGCUCAAAGGCAGCAUAGUUGCACAAAAAAAAUUAAUAUUAAUAAAAAGUUGAUUCUAAUGAUAGUUAUCUAUGAUUAGACAACGUAUGACUUAUAUUUAAUAGUAAUAACAACAGAAAUGGUAGUAACUCUAACAUUUUAUAGACUUAUUUCGGUAAUUGUUAAUGCUUUAUUAGUGAUAAGUCCAAAUACAACAAGCGAAAUUAGAGUACGCACAGUGUAACGAACUGGCAAAGUGGCAACGUUGAACGAAAAUUAAUAUUAGCUGGUUUCAUAUCUUUUUUAUUGUACUUGCAAGCAACUGUGUACAUUGCUUGGAAAGUUAGUUGUAUUAGACAUAAUCAAAAGUUCCAAAGUGUCGUUAAAGAAAUUAGAGCUCAUCCGAAUUAAUAUUACAGAAUAAAAUCAGAAUUAAGGAUAAAAUAUUGAAAGUAAGAUUUAAAAUUUUUCACUUACUUUAGUAAAUUUUUCACCUGCAUCGUUACACUGUGCCACACUUGUUUAACGCAUCAUUCUGAAUAAUGAAUAACUGAAUUGUGUUCAAAUUGCACUGAGCCGAUGAGGGAACUCGUGCUAGUUGCGUAUGAUGACAAACUAAACUAAGAAAUUGUGGACAAUUUUUGUAGCAGCAUUCAUACUUUUCUUUUAAAUGUGCCACAAGUUAAAAUUUUUGUAUUGGAACUCCACUAUAAAAUAAAUUAGUUCAAUUUUAGUUAAAAACACAUACAGUUCAAUGAAAAUACAACGCCUUCUGCGAACAAAAAGCUGCCAUAUACGAGGUUUUUUAAAAAAGUAUAAUAACAUUUUUCGCGAAAAAUAUUUAUUUAUUUAUCAAUAUCUAGUUUCUCCCUUCAAAGUAACCCUUCAGCCAGACAUAAUACGCUUGUGCCAGAAUUUUACUCAAUAUUCGGACCACUUCAUUUUUUUUAUAUGAUUUUGAGCUUUUCUAGCGAUGCGGCCUUUAUCUGCUCAAUCAUAGCAAAUCCCCAUCAUUUCAGGGGUCUUCAGUUUUGGGAACAGCAGAAAGUCUAAAAAUGCAUAAUGUCAAAAUAUGUCAAAUUGGGGACAAGUGUACCAACAUAGCAAACAAUAACCGAAAAUCGAAUGUAUAUAGCCCACGAAAUUUUAACAAGCUACCUUUUUUUUAACAAGCCUCGUACAUUUGGCUCGCAUAUACUUAUUACAUAAGUGCACAAAUAGACAGGUGUACAUAAAGUUAAAUUUAUUUAAGAAGACAUAAAUUAUAUUAGCAACGCAUAGAA